This is a messenger RNA of Hyaena hyaena (striped hyena), 1754 nucleotides long. RefSeq names its product coiled-coil domain containing 106 (gene CCDC106). The record is from RefSeq and is a predicted model, not a curated record. Bases 289 to 1218 code for a protein of 309 amino acids. Gene Ontology annotation, cellular component: nucleoplasm. The transcript has 6 exons. NCBI's taxonomy places the organism in Eukaryota, Metazoa, Chordata, Mammalia, Carnivora, Hyaenidae.
CCGCAAACGGCGGGCCUCACCUGGGACCGGAGACUCCAGCAGAAGCGCAACGACCCGCGGACCGGGUGAUCGCCGGCGUCCCUGCUCACUUCUCCGACUCGCCACCCCGCCCCUAGGUUCGCCGCCUCAGCCGCCCCGCCCGCCCGCCGCCGGUGGGCGCUUCCCUCCACUCCCCGCGACACAUUGCAGACGCUCCCCGGCGCCGGGCAUGGGCGCCGCCGCCGUCGGUCCCCUGGCCGGAUUCCGCGCGCGGGUGGCCCUAAGGAGUUGGGCCCCACUUCCCGCGGGAUGUCCCUCCAUCUGUGGCUGCCGUUUCUGUCCAGUGCCCCUGAGGCGCUUAGCUGCCCGGGUCCGCCGGAGGCCGGCCGUGCCAUGAGUGACCGAAACAGCCGGAGGAGGCCACUGAAGAAAGACGAUGAGGCCUUCGAGAUCUCCAUCCCCUUCGAUGAGACGCCCCACCUAGACCCACAGAUCUUUUACAGUCUGAGCCCCUCUCGGGGAAACUUCGAGGAGCCUCCGGAAGCUGCGUCCCCGACUGUGGCCCUGAUGAACGGGGUCAGGGCCCAGCUGCACAUGGCCCUGGAAAGGAACUCGUGGCUACAGAAGCGCAUCGAGGACCUGGAGGAGGAGAGGGAUUUUCUGCGUUGUCAGCUGGACAAGUUUAUCUCAUCUGCCCGCAUGGAUGCAGAGGACCACUGCAGGGUGAAGCCUGGGCCCAGACGGGCGGAAGGAGACGGCCGGGGCGGGGCUGGGGGUGAGGCCUCAGACCCCGAGUCCGCGGCCUCCUCGCUCAGUGGAGCAUCUGAAGAAGGCAGUGCCGUGGAGAGGAAGAGGCAGAAGCAGAAGGGAAGCGCUGGCCGGAGGCGCUUCGGGAAGCCCAAGGCCCGGGAGAGGCAGCGGGUGAAGGAUGCGGACGGUGUCCUCUGCCGCUACAAGAAGAUCCUGGGCACCUUCCAGAAGCUGAAAAGCAUGUCUCGGGCCUUCGAGCACCACCGAGUAGAUCGCAACACGGUGGCGCUGACCACGCCCAUCGCAGAGCUGCUCAUCGUUGCCCCGGAGAAGCUGGCUGAGGUGGGCGAGUUCGACCCCUCUAAGGAGCGCCUGCUCGAGUACUCGCGCCGCUGCUUCCUGGCUCUGGACGAGGAGACCCUCAAGAAGGUGCAGGCCCUCAAGAAGAGCAAGCUGCUGCUUCCCAUCACCUACCGCUUCAAGCGGUGAUCCUGCCCCUCCUGGCCCUGGGGAGCGUGUGCAUGAGUGGUGUGCUCCUCCGGAGGGCCCGGGGGUGGGCCGUGUGUUCCUGCGUGUGCCCCUCCUCCUCCUCCUGCAGAUCUCCACUCUUGCCCCGUGUCCCUUGUAUAUAGAUCUGAUCCCAUCCUUACUUCUCACGUUCCUAGCAUCCUCCCCUUCCUCUGCAUCCCCUGGGGAGGAGGUCCACUUAGCCAGGCGCCCAAGAGCUACUGCCCAGGGGUUCGGUGUCUGCCCUUUCCUGGAGGCGGGCGCCCCUCCCCCCGUGAGCUGCACGAUCAUGCCCUCCCCGGGCCCUUCCUCCUGGAGGAAGGGGUGGGGGGACUGCGAGACUCUCUGCGGGGCCGGGCCCUGUACAUACCCCGUGUCAACCCUCAGCCCCGAGGAGAGGCCGGCCCGUUCUGCCAGGAGCUCCCUGCCCGCAUCCCGGACUGCCCCGAGUCCAAGUGAGAAAGAAUUAUUCAGAGAAUUUAAAUUAAAGAGAGACAAUAAAAUUUGGAAUAAACGAG